This is a messenger RNA of Gigantopelta aegis, 2750 nucleotides long. RefSeq names its product polycystin-2-like. Gene Ontology annotation, biological process: detection of mechanical stimulus. Lineage: Eukaryota; Metazoa; Mollusca; Gastropoda; Neomphalida; Peltospiridae. Gene Ontology annotation, cellular component: membrane. The record is from RefSeq and is a predicted model, not a curated record. Gene Ontology annotation, molecular function: calcium ion binding; calcium channel activity. The transcript has 4 exons. Bases 294 to 2081 code for a protein of 595 amino acids.
UUUUCUUUGUCCUCUGUUAGGAAAUGGUGGUAUGUAUUUUAAACUUUACAAUUAAAUAUCAAACACUAACAUGGUUAAAUGGUUAGGAUACAGGUUAGAUAUGUAUUUAAUAUUUUCAAAAGCAUCAGACGGAUUUACAUAUAGCCUAUACAUGGCACAAUUAUUGUUUUCAGCGAUGUUGAAGAAUGUGUCUUAGUGGUCAUUUUGAUAGAAUAUAGGUUUGAAGUAGUUAAAUCAUCACAUGAGAACUUUAACCAUUCAUCUUUGAUCAUAACACCUGACACAGCAAUGUAAUGGUUUUACUCGUUUUGCUUCUUUCAGCCAGAAAACGUUUGGACUACAAAAGCCCCUUUCCUGAGUCUGAAAUGGAGGAAGUCAAGUUCAGGGUUAAUCAGCGAUCGAAGAUGCACAAGGCUAUUAGCGAGUUCAUAGUGACGGUUUUUCUGCUUAUUCUCCUCUGUUCCAUUGGCUACACCAACAGAGAUCCUCACGGCUUUCUGCUACGCACAAACCUGCAGAACCAGCUGUUCCGUCCAUUAAGACCAGUCUACAAACCAGGUGCCCCGCUUGCACCAACUGACAAUGUUCACAGUGUACGAGAGUACUACGUGUGGCUCAAUUAUACAGUGAUGGACGCCAUGUUCCCACAGGAGAAUUACAACGAUGAUCUGCUCGGGGCAACAGACAGACUAUUGAUGUCGGAUCUUAGCAAUCUCCGUGUUGGGGCGCCCAGACUAAGACUACUCAGAGAAAGGAAAACUUCCUGUUCCUUGCCAUAUUUAGGCAAUGUCAACUGCAUUCCACCAUAUUCAGUUGCUAAUGAAGAUACACGCGACUAUUGUGAGGGCUGGAACUCUACAAAACCAUGUAACGAGGAUGAAGGGUUGAGACUAACAAGUGCAGCCUGGACUUUCAUACCAGCUUGGAAAAUCUGGGGUAUUCCUAUAGCAGGCACAUUCAAGGUGUAUGGUGGAGGUGGAUAUAUAGCGGAGUUGGACAUCAGUCGCCCAGUGGCUAAAAAAUCAAUAGCUGAACUGAUAGAAACCAUGUGGAUUGACCGUCGCACGAGAGCUGUGUUUUUAGAGUUCACUGUAUAUUCUACAAACCUGAACAUGUUUGCUUACAUCAGUUUACUUUCCGAGUUUCCCGAAACGGGCGCUGUCUUUCACUAUACCAAUAUCUUCACCUUCAGAAGUCUACAGCUAACAGGAACUCUGGGUAGCUUCGUUCUGAUAUGCGAAAUCCUUUUCAUGAUAACCACUGUUGUAUGGGUCGUGGUUAUGGGAGUCCGCUUGCUAAAAGAGAGAUGGACGUUCUUCACGGUGUUCUGGAACAUAGUUGAACUCGCCACUGUCGGUCUGUCUUUUGCUGCAGUCGUCUUGUACUUAAUCAGGCUUAUGUAUACCAAUGAAGCCAUAGCUAAGUUCAAAGAGAACUCUCGCAUUUUCAUCAACUUCUACCACAUUUCAGUAUGGGAUGGCUUCUUUAUAUACGUUGUUGCCAUUCUUAUAGCCCUUGUAACUAUGCGACUUAUCAAGGUUCUGGGCCUCACAAAAUUCACCCGUACCGUCUUCACUGUAUUGAAGCAAAGCUCUAAGACUCUUCCUGGUUUCUUUUUCUACAUUUUCCUCAUCCUGCUGGCAUUCGCUGCAUGUGGCACCCUGUUCUUCGGCCCCUUCGCAAAGGAAUACAAAGACAUCAUCACGUGUUUGGAGAGUCUCUUCUCUGGCGUGCUGGGUCACGCUGGAUUCACCAAGAUGAACAUCCCUGCCGAAAGCAACUGGUUUGGUUUGAUAUACUUCAUAACCUUCAUCAUCGUCGUGACCUUUACACUGGCAAAUAUCUUUAUGACGAUAUUACUGGACACGAUGGACAUGCUUGCCCAAGAUCGCAGCAAUGACAGGGAUCUGGAACUUACGACAUACUUGUGGCACUCUGCUAAAGAAAUCAUCACCGGGAAGAAAACGGAUGGGUUUUUGAAGGCAAAAUCAGAUACUGAUGGCGAAUCUAUCACACGGAUAACCACUUUUCGUCAACUACUGAUGACAGACGUCAAAAACCGUGAAAAUGCCCAGCUGUAGCCAGUGUUGGUCAAGUGAUUAAAUGACUUCAGAAGCUGAAUGAAUAAAGUACCCCGCCGUAAAUACUGUAAACUAUUGUAUACCGUUAUACAAAAUAUAUCACAUUGUAAAAAUCCUAAUAGGUGCACGUACCCGCACCUGCAUGUACGUAUGCACACUAGAUACAUACACAACUGUCGUAUUAUUCUGUAAAGUCUGUCAUCUUUCUCGGUUUGUUUUUGUUUACUUACAAAAUGUCAUUAUCUGUGAUUUAGAGGUACCUCAUACCGUCUGUUUUUGUGAUACUAAAAUAUAUUUUUACAACAAAUGCUGGACCAGUGUUGAAUAUUGUUUUAAAAUUAAAUUUUAUUGAUAUGGAUGACAUACUGUCAAAUGUGAUAACUUGGUAUGUUAUUUUGUUGUUCAAGUGUUUGGUGAAUGUAUAUAUAUAAAUAGUAUUGUUCUUUGAACUUUAUGAAUCAUAGCCGGUAAUAAUUUGUUUUGUACUUGAUUUUGUUUUUAAACAUUUAUGUUAUUAAGACACAAAAUGCUCUAUAUUUUGGUCUAGGUUUCAUAUUUAUUUAUUUAUUAUUUAUUAUUUUUUAUUUUUUUUAAAUAUUGUUUUGUUUGGGGGGGGUGGGGGUAAUAGUUUUUUGUGUGUUUUUGUUUUGUUUGUUUGUUUGUUUUUGU